GUGGGGGCGGCGGCCAUUUUGGCCGGGUGGCAGCGUGAGCACGUUGCGCGCGUGUCUGCUGCCGAGGAACGGGGCGAGGCCAGUCCCGUCCCUGCGCCCGGCUCGCAGCCUCCCGCCCUCCUUCCCGACCUUGAAGUGUCUGCUUCCUCUUCCCUGAAAUCACUAACUGGAAUAUUAAAAACCUAAAUUGUGCAUUAUGGCUGACAAGUUAACAAGAAUAGCUAUUGUCAAUCAUGACAAAUGUAAGCCAAAGAAAUGCCGCCAGGAGUGUAAAAAGAGCUGUCCUGUGGUUCGAAUGGGGAAACUAUGCAUAGAAGUCACAGCACAGAGUAAAAUAGCAUGGAUUUCUGAAACGCUUUGUAUUGGUUGUGGUAUCUGCAUUAAGAAAUGUCCUUUUGGAGCUUUGUCAAUUGUUAACUUACCUAGCAACCUGGAGAAAGAAACAACACACCGAUAUUGUGCCAAUGCCUUCAAACUUCACAGGUUGCCUAUUCCCCGUCCAGGUGAAGUACUGGGAUUAGUUGGAACCAAUGGUAUUGGAAAAUCAACUGCCUUGAAAAUUUUAGCAGGAAAACAGAAGCCAAACCUUGGAAAAUACGAUGAUCCACCUGACUGGCAGGAAAUCUUGACUUACUUUCGAGGAUCAGAGUUGCAAAAUUACUUUACCAAAAUCCUGGAAGAUGACCUCAAAGCCAUCAUUAAACCUCAGUAUGUGGACCAGAUCCCUAAGGCUGCAAAGGGAACAGUGGGGUCUAUUUUGGACAGAAAGGAUGAAACUGAGACACAGAUUGUUGUGUGCCAGCAGCUUGAUUUAACCCAUCUAAAAGAAAGGAAUGUUGAGGACCUUUCAGGAGGAGAACUUCAGAGAUUUGCUUGUGCUGUUGUUUGUAUUCAGAAGGCUGACAUCUUCAUGUUUGAUGAACCUUCUAGCUACCUAGAUGUUAAACAGCGUCUGAAGGCUGCCAUUACUAUUCGAUCUCUGAUAAACCCAGACAGAUAUAUUAUUGUUGUAGAGCAUGAUCUAAGUGUAUUAGAUUAUCUGUCUGACUUUAUCUGCUGCCUAUAUGGUGUGCCAAGCGCUUAUGGUGUCGUCACUAUGCCCUUCAGCGUAAGAGAAGGCAUAAACAUUUUCUUGGAUGGUUACGUUCCAACAGAAAAUCUAAGAUUUCGAGAUGCCUCUCUGGUUUUUAAAGUAGCUGAGACAGCUAAUGAAGAAGAAGUUAAGAAGAUGUGCAUGUAUAAAUACCCAGGAAUGAAAAAAAAGAUGGGAGAGUUUGAACUUUCCAUAGUUGCUGGAGAAUUCACUGACUCUGAAAUCAUGGUGAUGCUAGGAGAAAAUGGAACUGGCAAAACUACAUUCAUCAGAAUGCUUGCAGGAAGGCUUACACCUGAUGAAGGAGGGGAAGUCCCAGUCCUAAAUGUCAGUUACAAGCCACAGAAAAUCAGUCCAAAGUCCACAGGAAGUGUCCGUCAGCUACUUCAUGAAAAGAUUCGAGAUGCCUACACACAUCCACAAUUUGUAACAGAUGUAAUGAAACCUCUUCAGAUAGAAAACAUCAUUGAUCAAGAGGUGCAGACAUUGUCUGGUGGUGAGUUGCAGCGUGUUGCAUUGGCUCUCUGUCUUGGUAAGCCUGCUGAUGUCUACUUAAUUGAUGAACCUUCAGCUUAUUUGGACUCUGAACAGCGUCUGAUGGCAGCUAGAGUUGUCAAACGUUUUGUCCUCCAUGCUAAAAAGACUGCUUUUGUGGUAGAGCAUGACUUCAUCAUGGCUACCUAUUUGGCUGACCGUGUCAUUGUCUUUGAUGGUAUUCCAUCCAAAACCACCGUUGCAAACAGUCCGCAGACUCUUUUGGCUGGUAUGAAUAAGUUCUUGUCUCAGCUCGAAAUUACUUUCAGAAGAGACCCCAACAAUUACAGACCAAGAAUAAACAAACUCAACUCAAUCAAGGAUGUGGAACAAAAGAAGAGUGGAAACUACUUUUUCUUGGAUGACUAAACACAAAUCUGAGACUCUUCACUAUCAGUUUAUAGAAACACAAAUUUAAAAUCUGAACUUUGUUGUAUAAACUCAAUCAGGUUUUAGAACACCCCUCUCACUGUGGAGCUAAAAUGUUAUUGCUGUGUGUACCAUCAGAGGCCAGUAGCAGCAUAAACUCUAGUCUGAGCAACAGAAACUGCCACUUCUUUAUUUUGGUGAUGUGGCCGUAUUUCCCAUGUAAUGUUUCAAAACAGAUACUUCUCAAAAUAUUAUUGGUAUAAACCUCUAGAUUUUUCAAAAUGUAGAAAGGUUUUCAAUCCAAAUGUAACUUAUUCAUGUACCAAACGCUGACAAGGUUUUUCCAAUUUUAAAAAUCUUUGAAGUUUACAAGGAAGACUGUCAAGCUACAGAAGCUGCUCAUAUUUUAAAAGCAAGGCUGAAUCUCUCUGGGUGAGGGUUUCAUAAAUAAAUAUCCAUCUAACAUACAA
This is a messenger RNA of Alligator mississippiensis (American alligator), 2466 nucleotides long. It is a transcript of the gene ABCE1, whose product is annotated as ATP binding cassette subfamily E member 1. The record is from RefSeq and is a predicted model, not a curated record. The coding region runs from base 197 to 1996 and encodes 599 amino acids. The transcript is spliced from 18 exons. Lineage: Eukaryota; Metazoa; Chordata; Crocodylia; Alligatoridae. Gene Ontology annotation, biological process: translational initiation; ribosomal subunit export from nucleus; translational termination. Gene Ontology annotation, molecular function: iron ion binding; ribosomal small subunit binding; ATP hydrolysis activity.